AUGGAAUCAUCUAUUGAUAAUAAUAUACCUAUUACAGUAAUACCAUCAUUAACAUCAAUACAAUCAACUAGUAUAUUAUGUUAUAAAAUUGAAGUGAUUGAAUCAAACUGGAUCAAAUCUCCUAUCUUGAAAUUAAUUACAAAAGAUUUAGAUAAUUAUGAAAAACAUACUAGUUAUACAUUUAAUGUAUUAGCUAUUGAUAGUGAAUAUGAUCGUCGUAGUAAACUAGAUAAUAAUCUACAGUUAAUGAAUUCCCGUAUACAGAAUAAUAUUUUUACAUCUACAGCAAAUAUCAUUGUCAAUGUAUUAGAUAUUAAUGAUGAAAUACCUAUAAUUGAAUUAGAUUAUUUAAGAAUAGAUGAAACAACUGGUAGAUCAGCUACAUUUGCACGUAUUGAAGAGAAUAAUGAUCCACCACAAUUUAUAGCGGAUAUUUUAGUUACUGAUCGUGAUGCUAAUGCCUUGAAUAGUCAUGUCAUUUAUACAAUCAAUACAUCAUUUCAAUUAACUGAAGUGAAACGUCAACCCGGUCUAGUACAAUAUAAUAUGUUAACUGUAAAUAGUUUAGAUAGAGAAAUAAAUGGUGCAAUUCUUCGUAUAAAAAUUCAAUGUACCGAUUCUGGUGAAAUAAAAAAAACAUCUGAAGUUGAUAUUAUUAUACAUAUUAUAGAUGUAAAUGAUAAUAGUCCAUCAAUACAACUUAUAUCACAAAAUUUACAUACAACACUAAAUUCUAAUGAUAAUCUUAUUCAUUUAAAAGAAAAUACCCCAACUGGUACAAUAAUUGCUUAUUUUAAUAUAACUGAUAUAGAUUAUGGUGAGAAUAGUCGGACAACAUGUAAACUUUUAUCAAUCAUAAAUGAUCAUUAUUAUCAUUGA
This is a messenger RNA of Schistosoma mattheei, 879 nucleotides long. Lineage: Eukaryota; Metazoa; Platyhelminthes; Trematoda; Strigeidida; Schistosomatidae. The record is from the annotation of a GenBank genome assembly.